Messenger RNA from Pezoporus flaviventris, 1781 nucleotides. RefSeq names its product bactericidal permeability-increasing protein-like. Gene Ontology annotation, biological process: lipopolysaccharide-mediated signaling pathway; innate immune response; defense response to Gram-negative bacterium. The coding region runs from base 193 to 1719 and encodes 508 amino acids. Gene Ontology annotation, molecular function: lipopolysaccharide binding. The transcript is spliced from 16 exons. Lineage: Eukaryota; Metazoa; Chordata; Aves; Psittaciformes; Psittacidae. The record is from RefSeq and is a predicted model, not a curated record.
GCCCCUUGCUCCCACGAGUGGGAAACAACGGGGAAGCGGCUUCCCCUUUGAGUCACGCGUUGGGCAAGGCCGGGCUUUCGGUGCCGGAGCGCUGCGGUGGCCCCGCGUGUGCGCAGGAGCUGAUGUAACCCUGUCCCCAUAUAAGCCCUGGCCGGUGCCCGGGGAUGGGGUCUCUGCACAGCUGUGUGUCCCAUGGCCGCGUCCUCUGCUCCAGCUCCCAGCUCCCAGCACCGUUCCCGAGGCUCUUUGGGACCAGUGUGCCUCUGCCUCCUGCUCCUGCUGAGCGCCUGCGUGCCCAUCACUGGCACCAGCCCCGGCACCAACCCUGGCACCAAAGCCCGGCUGACCCGGAGGGCGUUGGAAUUUGGCCGGCGCUUUGGGGUGGAGCUGCUCCAGUCACUGCUGCAGAAGGAGCAUGAGCUGGACCUGGAGGGCUCCUACCACAUCCCGCUCCUGGGGACGCUGACCUACACCGUGCCCCGGAUCCACAUCCAGGAGCUGCAUGUGAACGACUCCAGCUUGGACUUCGCUGAGGACGUGGGGCUGAGGCUGACGGUGCAGGGCGCCCGCAUCCGGCUCAGCGCCGAGUGGGGAGCCCGCCUGGGGGCCGUCCAGGACAGCGGCUCCCUGGAGCUCCACGUGCAGGACCUGGCCAUGGUGGCGGUGCUGGGGCUGGGGGCGGAUGCUGACGGCCGCCCCGCGCUGUGGAGCGCCGGCUGCGACGCCCGCGGUACCCACCUGCGCCUGCAGUUCCACCGGGGGCACAGCUGGCUCUACAACCUCCUGGCACCUCCGCUCCAGGGGACCCUGCAGCAGGAGCUGAACAAGCAGCUCUGCAUCAAGCUCCGCAAAGGUGUCUUCAAGCUGGAGGAUGCCCUGAAGCAAAUGCGAGUGUCCACCCAGGUGGACGCCUUCGUCGCCAUCGACCAUUCCCUGCUGGGGCCACCGGCCAUCACGGCAGAGCACGGGGACAUCGCCAUCAAGGGAGAGUUCUUCAGGGUGCACAAGUCCCAGCAGAGGCCCUCUUUGGUGCUGCCGGUGUCGCUGCCGGUGUCGCUGCUGGUGCCGCUGCCGGUGCCGCUGCCGGUGGCACACGAGCCCAUGCUGCUGGUGGCUGUCACCGACUCUGUUGCCAACUCGGCCGCCUUCGCCUACUUCACGGCUGGGGCCCUGCGCAGGAACAUCUCCAGUGCCAUGCUCCUCCGGCGGUUCCCGGUCCAGCUGAAGACCAAGAGCUUCGGGAUCUUCACCCCACAGCUGCAGGAGCGCUUCCCGGACCAGCCCAUGGAGCUGCAGGUCUGGGCCCGCCGGCAGCCGCUGUUCUCCUGCCACCCCGAUGCCGUGCACGGGGCCCUCUUCGGCUCUGCUGAGGCCUUCGUGCUGCUCCCCAAUGGCACCCGUGUCCCUGCUUUCCUGCUGGACAUCGAUGCCAAUGUGACGGGGAAGCCCAUCAUCACCGGGAACAGGCUCGGGGCCACCAUGAGCCUCAAGGGGCUCAGAGUGACGCAGGUGACAUCGCACGUGGGUCCGGUGGAGGUGCAGAGGCUGGAGACACUGCUCAGCUUGGGGCUGAGGCUUUUUGGGGUGCCCAGAGCCAACAAGUGGCUCCAGGCCCGUGUCCCCCUGCCCACCCCGUACGGCCUCCGCCUGCUCAACCCGCGACUCUCACUGCACGAGGGUUUCACGCUCAUCACCACGGACCUGCAGCACGAGCCGUGACACCGGAUGCCUCGUGGCCCCUUCACCCUCACCAUCCCACACCCGCUGCCCCGGUGGCCCCA